UGAGCUAAACCAAAUAUAAAUAAAGCAAUAAAAAUUCCGAUAAACCCAGUUACGACGUCAAAUUGCACAUCGAUCAGUCGACAUCUGAGAUAUAGUAUCAUUUGAAAUGGGUUCCAAUUUCUCCGCAAUGCCCACCAAGUGUUCGGGAUGUGAGCCAACUGGCCCUGACUUCGAUCAGCGCUUCGAUAGCACGCUAACGCACACGGACGACCAGUCCAUUAAGGUCAUCUACCAUCGGUCCAUUCUUGACAAGUUCAUCAACGGUGAGGAGCUGCUGAACGGCGGCGAUGUUUCAAAGAGCUACAACUGCGCCUUCUGCGGCAGGAAGGACUUCAGCGCCGAGGAGCUGCAGUUGCACCUGUCUGAGAUCCACUUGAACCACGCGGAUGGCGCUGCGUUGGUGGGCAUGCUGGAGAAGAUGAGGAAGGAAGACAUAGAGAACAGAACUGCCACAGAGAUUCGCUGCCAGGAGAAGUCCCGCGGGGGACUGAGCUAUGAGGUCAUCCUGGCCGAGCCGGCACCCAAUGUGGCCGUUCCAAAACGACCGGUCACCCCCGGCAAGAACGUUAGCGUCGAGGAGAUUGAGCAGAAACUUAAGGCGGCCGAGGAACGCCGUAUUUCUCUAGAAGCCAAGAAGAUGGCUGACAUCUCCAACAAGCUGGCUAAGGUCGAGGAGGCGACUCGCAAAAAGGAUGAGAUCACCAAUGAGUUCAUUACUCAGACCAAGGAGCAGCUGGAGUCGAAAAUGGAGCUGCAUGUGGAGAAGCGAGAGGCCAUCAUCAGUGACAUGAAGGAGAAGCUAAAGAUUCAUGCCCAGGAGAUCGAGAAGACGCGUGAGACUCUGGAGCAGCAGAAGGCCAACGAGCAGAAGGCCAUCGAAGAGAAGUUGAAGAUUGCCCAGUCUCUUCGUGAUGAGAAUAUCAAGAAAAUGUUGGAUCGCCUAAAGGAGCAUAACACAAUCAAAAUUGCCGAAAUCAAAUCGCAGAACGAUCAAUUGGAAUGUCAAAAGCUCGAGGAGAAAGCGCGCAUUUAUGAGAACAAAUUGUUCGCCGCCGAGCAGAAUCGCGAAAAGGAAUUGCAAAAAAAAAUUGAAAAAGUUCAAAAACUCGAACGUCGUGCCGAGCUGGUGCGCCAAAACAAGGCACAGGCCCAGGAUUUGGAUGGUCAGCAGAGCCCCAUUGCCUCAUCCGGCUAAGUAGGCCGAUCUUGGAUUGGUGAGCUGUGCUCACCCACUGCAAACAAAAGGCGACUACAAAAAGAACAGCAACACUGCAUAAUACACCAACACAUAUUUAAGCAAGAAAACCCUUAAAACUGAAACCGAUUUCUCAAAAUUUCCAAGUAUUAUGAAAGCAAACGAAGGGCAAGUAGGAGGGCAAAGUCUCAAGAUACCGCUGAGCGAGUUGAGCCGUUUAAGAACAAAACAUUUUCUCACAAGCUCUAUAAUGAAACACUUACACGAAUAAGCUACGAUAAAACGAAAAGAAAUGAAUGCUUACGGCAAAUUAAUACAAAAAACAAUUAGUAAAGGAAAUCUACAUUUAAACUUAAAAGCCCAGACAGAAAGGUCUAUGCAAGUUGAAUGCCAGUCAUUUAACAUUUAAAAUUGAAAAUUCUUUUAAAAGUUCACGUUCAUUUCAGUUGAAAGUUUAAAACUUUUUUUACCCUGAGUUUCAAAAAUGUUAUUAGUUUUGGAUUCAAUAUUUUCAAAGUCUUACAUGUUCAAGUUUUUUUUUAUUAAAUUGCUGUGGCAUCGACUGAGGUAUUCUCAAAAUAAUAGCACGCUGUAUUUGCAUCUAUGAAAGGCUUUCGCGAGUAAAAAUUUAAAAAAUGUUUUUAAUUAAGUUAAUGUAUACUUUAGUGUUAAUUUUUAUUUACUAACUAGCAACAACAAGAUACAUAUACUUGCUGAAUAUAGUUAUACAC
Messenger RNA from Drosophila santomea, 1926 nucleotides. It is a transcript of the gene stai, whose product is annotated as stathmin. The record is from RefSeq and is a predicted model, not a curated record. Gene Ontology annotation, biological process: microtubule depolymerization; neuron projection development; regulation of microtubule polymerization or depolymerization. Lineage: Eukaryota; Metazoa; Arthropoda; Insecta; Diptera; Drosophilidae. Gene Ontology annotation, cellular component: neuron projection; cytoplasm. The transcript is spliced from 6 exons. Bases 107 to 1195 code for a protein of 362 amino acids. Gene Ontology annotation, molecular function: tubulin binding.